AUGGCCGAAAACGAGUCCUGUUUGGCUCCUUUCAGUGAAACGAAAGCCCUGAAAGUGAAGACCACUCGCAAGACUUCUCUGGACGAUAAAAAAGUUUACGCAUGCCAUUUUGGCAAUUGCACAAAGCGAUACGCAAAACCAUGUCUGUUGGAAGAUCAUAUUCGAACUCAUACUAACGAGCGUCCAUUUGCUUGUGAUUAUCCCGGCUGUGGAAAAAGGUUCUACCGCCUUACUCAUUUGCAAACGCAUUUCCGCGUCCAUACAAACGUCAAACCUUUUGCAUGUACGUUUGAAGGAUGCACAUCAACGUUUUAUACAAUGCAGCACCUUCAUCGGCAUGAGGCUGCACAUCGUAAGCCAAAAGUGUACGCCUGUACAUGGGAAGGAUGUACGAUGAGUUUUUCCCGCCAUCAACAACUUCGUAUUCAUGUAGCUAAGGAGCACACGCAUACCGACCCCUAUCCUUGUCCAUAUGAGGGAUGUACGCAGGGCUUUCCAACAAAGGUAAAGCUCAAAAGUCAUGUUGAUCGUGUUCAUGAAAAAACCGUAUCGUAUCAGUGUACACAUGAGGAAUGUAAAGGACAGCCUGGAUUUUUAAAAUGGAGUGAGCUUCAACAACACAUUCGAGAAUGCCACCAACUGCGCAAUCAUUAUGUUGUUCAUGAAACCACUCUUGAAGAGCGCCGUGUUCACAAGUGUACAUAUGAGGGCUGUGAACGUGCAUUCACUCGUUUGCCCGCUCUAAAAAAUCAUGUACAAGUGGUUCACAUGGGUGUCCGUCCCUUUUCAUGUGAAAGGUGUGGGAAACGGUUUGGCUACAAGCAGCUUUGGCGAAGACACUGUGAACGAAAACAGUGUAGUGUUACGAGCACCGUCAAUAGCUGUGAGGAUGGAAGUAUUAGUCCGGAUGCAUUAUCUAUUCCUCAAUUACCGGUUCCUAGUCUGAAGCCAACAAUGAAUGCUAUGGAGAAGGAACUGCUAUUCAGUGAGAACAGUCUGCAAAUACUCGAUCAGCAAAACAUUGCUGCUCAUGCUCAAGAAAUCGUCAAGACGCUCACAGGAUUUCGGUAUGAGGAUGAUCGUGAUAUUUGUUGUGUUGUGCCGGACUGUCCAUACCGCUUCAAGAGAAUGUAUGAUUUGUCUCGGCAUGUCGCCUCUAUGCAUCCGGAGGUUCCACUGGUCGAUGUUUCAACGUCUCCGGAUCUGUACAACGCAGUGAUGGAGACGUCCAAUGAUGAGCAAUUGGACCAACAAAAUCCUCAAUCUUCUCCAAUUUCCACGGUACUUCAUGUUUAA
Molecule: messenger RNA, 1296 nt
Organism: Schizosaccharomyces japonicus yFS275
Lineage: Eukaryota; Fungi; Ascomycota; Schizosaccharomycetes; Schizosaccharomycetales; Schizosaccharomycetaceae
Product: RNA polymerase III transcription factor tfiiia
Exons: 3
Coding region: 1-1296 (431 amino acids)
Biological process (GO): transcription initiation at RNA polymerase III promoter
Cellular component (GO): nucleus
Molecular function (GO): RNA polymerase III general transcription initiation factor activity; 5S rRNA binding; DNA binding
Source: RefSeq, a predicted model, not a curated record